This is a messenger RNA of Linum trigynum, 1525 nucleotides long. The record is from the annotation of a GenBank genome assembly. NCBI's taxonomy places the organism in Eukaryota, Viridiplantae, Streptophyta, Magnoliopsida, Malpighiales, Linaceae.
CGUUUCGUCGAGCGACCAGCUUUAGUAGAGAGCUGCCGAUGACGAAUGAACUACAGUGGGGAAAGGAAAACAAAAGGCAGAAAAUUGGAGAGAGAGAGAGAAGCGGAAGCAAUUUCCAUAGAACUGCGGAAAUGGAAGGAGGCAAAUCGCAGGCGGGGACGGUGAUCGACGUCACUGUGAAGUUCAGCGGGAGAUCGAUUCCCGUUUCGGUGCCGUUGGAUUCCGACAUUAAAGACCUUAAAGCUCUUCUUCAACCUCUCACCAAUGUCCUCCCCCGGGGCCAGAAGCUCAUCUUCAAGGGAAAGCUGUUGGCAGACGCGAUGACGUUGAGGGAAUCGGAGGUCACCAGUGGCGCCAAGAUCAUGCUUCUCGCCUCGCAGGGACUCCACCAAGGGGCUGGGCCGAUACUGAAAGAUGCGGCAACCCGGCCAAUUUCAAGGGAUAAGAUGCCCAUAACCGAUAAGGGAAAAGCUGUUGUCCCUGACAAGAACCGCUUGGAACGCUGGAAAUCCACUGGGGUCAUUGCUUUGUCGGAAUGCAACUUAAAGGUAAUGCCCGACGAUAUUUGGGCUUGUGGGACUUCUGCAAGAGCUCUUGAUAUCAGCAACAACUCUAUUCAAGAGAUACCAUCCAAGCUUGUCUGUUUGAGUGGCUUACAGAAGAUUAUCUUGAAUGGAAAUGACAUUUUAGAUGAAUCUAUUUGCUGGGAAGCUCUAACCUCUCUGAAGCGUCUUACAACUCUAUAUCUGAGCCACAACCAUUUAACAGUGUUGCCCAAAGAAGUAGGCGGUUUGAAGUCUUUGAAGCAACUUCAUGUUUCAAACAACAAAUUGAAUAGCCUCCCAGUUGAGAUAGGACUUCUUACUGGCCUUGAAGUUUUGGGAGUAAACAAUAACAGGAUAAGCGCCAUUGAUCCAUCUAUCGGAAGCUGCAUUUCCCUUGUAGAGGUUGAUCUUUCCGCAAAUCUUUUGACAAAUUUGCCAGAGACUUUUGGCAAUCUACGUAAUCUGAAGGCUUUACACCUCGGCAACAACGGAUUGAAGACCCUCCCUUCUGUGCUGUUUAAAAGUUGCACACAACUAUCAAUCCUAGAUCUGCACAACACGGAGAUCACGAUGGAGGUCCUCCGGCAUUUGGAAGGCUGGGAGGAUUUUGAUCGCCGACGUUGCUCAAAGCAUCAGAAGCAACUGGAUUUCCGGGUGAUGGGUUCUGGGGAGUUUGAUGAGGGUGCUGAUAAAAAUUGAGCAGGUGGUGGAGAAACCUGAACUGCUUGCUUUCUUGCGGUCUACUGCCCUACUUGUCACUCAAUUGGCAGUAGUAGUGUUGUAAGCCGGGAUUCUGGUCCCAACUUGAUUUGAUACAGCUCAUGUUGUGAAUAGAACUAGUCACAGAAAUUGCACAGAACAGAGCUCAUUUUUGUCGAAAGUCGAUUGGAUAUUUGAAUUGCAGUCGCCACGGGGAUUGGCCAGUAAUAGUGUUGCAGGCAAGAUAACUUUCUUAAAACCAAUAAACCAUAUGGUUUGAC